Molecule: messenger RNA, 1593 nt
Organism: Yarrowia lipolytica CLIB122
Lineage: Eukaryota; Fungi; Ascomycota; Dipodascomycetes; Dipodascales
Source: RefSeq, a predicted model, not a curated record
AUGAUAACUGACGAUAUUCUGGUGGACGUGUUUCGAAUGGCGGACCUGGAGUCGUGCGUGGCUUUGAGUCACGUGACCAGAUCGUCGCGGGCGGUCUGGGCUGCUCUGGACACUUCUGUGGUUCGUGCCAAAGUGUUGGAGCGGGUUCCGUGGUUCGGUUUAGGUGGCGGUGAUUUCUCCUCGUGGACAACAUGUGCUCUGGUUGUGGUUUCACGCACUAAGCGAGCGUUGGCAGAUACCCACGGUCUAGGCGACAGACCUGUUUUGCUCAAAUCCAUGGCGGUGCCUCUGUCGCUGAGUUGCAACAAGGUGGAGGAAGUGACUAGUGUGGACAUUUCACGAGAUGCUCAGAGACGUUUUAGCAUGAACCCUCUUUUUCCAGAGGAGCGCAUUGAAACGACGGUGGGGAAAUACGCCGUUUUGGAGGGCGUUCAGCUGCUUUCAUCAAAAACGGCCCUCGACUUAUCCUCCAUGGAAAUCUCCAAGUCGGAUUACGACAAGUGGAGCCCUCCCAAAACAUCUACCGCACUCACAAAUAAAGCCGUCUCCUCCUCAUCUGGAAUCGAGGUGCAGUUAACUACUGAAGAGGACGGUGGGACGAUCGAGGUCAUUGACGAGAAUGAAACGUUUGUGCUGGUUCGAUUCUCAACUUCAAAUCAUGGACCUGCGGAGGAGCUGCUUCUCAAGACCCCCACCACCACAAGACUUGAGGUGGACCCCGAAAUGUCCAACGGUACUCGCCGGCUUUACAAGUCAGAUCAUAACGAGACGGGAAUGAUCAAUCUUCUACCGGAAAGAGGAGCUUUGAUGUACAGGCUGGUGGGCGAUGGAACAGAAAACUCCCAGCUGUUCCACAUUGACGACAACAUGAACCCGUUGGUGAUCUGUCAACUCACGCGGUUUCAGCAACUGCCUCUUUUCUACAACAUUCAUCAGCGGUUCUUCGUGUGCUAUGAGGGGUACCUGUUUCUGUUUUACGAAGGUCGUUUUCACCGACUGUGGGUCGAUUUAGGCAUCCGAACACCCGGCAAUGAAGUUCUGUGUGCCUGGAAUCAAGCAUUCCCCGCCAUUGGCUCUCUGUUGGAUUCUAGACAGGCCGUCAUGGAGGAGGGAGUGGAGUUUAGGAUCAUGCAAGGACCAGGAGACCUGAGCCGGUAUGUUGGCAUUAGAGGGACUGGAAGGGUGGUUGGUGAUUUAAAGACAGGAACGACUUAUUUCGCCAAGGACGCGGCUGUUGCUGAUCAGUUUGGUAUACCUUUUGUGGAAAACGGCACGUUGGGCUUUUACACGUGUGAGAAGAGAGUCAUGGACGUUGUGGAGACCAAAUUUUCUGAGAUUAUUGAUGGAAAAAGCAAGGACAGCAAUUUGGCUGGAUUCUUUGACGACCUGUGUGAAAAAGACACAAGGGGUGAGCUCAAGAAGGCGAGAAAACUGAAGAAGAUGAAACGUCGGAAAACUAAACAGGACCAGGGCAAGGACGAGCUGCAUCUUAACAACCAGUGGCAAGUCGACGACUAUUAUAGAGACUUUGACUGGCCUCUAGAAUUGAGCUCAAGUGUGUUUGAUUCUGGGGAGUUAGAGCCGGUAUUCUAG